UGUGUGAAUGAGUGUAUAGGAUAUUGAGAGAGUGAGUGCAUAUUGUCUACCUGUGUCCUAAUUACAAACAGGAAAGGAAGAUGGCGACCACAGUCUUUGCACUGUGACUGCUGUUGUUUGCAGAAAGAAACUGAUGAUGACAAUGAAGAAGAUGGAGAAGGUGAUUUGCUUGAAGUAUUUGACUGCGGUGAUAUACAUCGCUCUUCUACCUAAAGUUAAUAGCCAAAAUGGUGGAAAUACAAAUGUUAUCAGACCUGAUGUUACUGAAAGUAUUACAUAUUAUUUAGACAAAAGCCAAGAUUGUAAUGGUAAUAUCCAAGAAGUGUCCAACCAAGUCAUCAUAACUGCUCCAGGUGGAGCAAAUGGCAAUUCAGUGCCUUCCUCCUGUACCAUUACUCUACGUAGUGCUACUUUGAAGCCCACUAUAUUUCAGCUAAAUAUCCAGACAGUGGUCUUGGAGUGUUCAAUGAACUUCUACAUUUUUGAUGGGACUGAAGAACAAACAACAUUGAAAAGUUACAGCUGUCAUACCAAAUUGACAGUUCCAAUACAACUGGUAACUACUGGCAACACAGUUUCAUUUCGUCUCAUUCGACCGUCAACUGGAAGUGCUAGAUAUGACAUCAGAAUUAUAGCACAGACUAUUAAUGACCCUACGUCUGGAGGUGGUGGAGGUAUUGACCAUGGUGUAUUGGACCCUGACAAAAGUUAUCUCCGAAAGUUUUCAACUGACACCAUCAUAAUCCUAAUAUCUGUUGCUUAUCUCGUAGCCAUUUUAAUAUGUAUUAUUAUUUUAAUUGUACGCUGCGUGAGAUCUUCAAGGGAAGAGAAGAAAUAUUCAGAACGGCCUCUAGCCUACAAUAAUUAUGGUUUAACGCCUGCCACUUCAGUGAAUUCAUCAGUUAUGAGUGUAUAUGCCACUAAACCAUCCUCAGAUAUUAAAUCUAUUGGUAGAAACAAGUCAUUCAGGUCAAGAAUGGCCAAUUCCACUGAGGACACUGACAGCGUUUUUGAAGCAAUGCAAUCAAACAUGAAGGCACAGCUAAAUGCACCCUCUUCUUACUCAAGUUCUUACAAUAACCCAUCCUACCAACGGACACCUCCUACUAAAAGAAUGUCUGGUCGAAGAGCUGCCUUCCAGAAUGAAGCAUCUGCUGCUGUCCGUACAUCAAGAGGUCACAGAAGAAACCAUGAGACUGCUGUCAAAGAAGUAAACAAACCCGUUGAGUCUGUGAAAUCAUCUGUAUCACAACAAAUACAGACAGAUUUAUAUGAUGACGACGAUGGUGGUGAGGUGACAAGUGAAGUUGAGUUGGCUUCAACUGGGAUGAACACUGACCCAGAAAUGACUGAUCAUGGUAUUCAAUGUGAGGUUGAAACUAGUGAUGAUAUCAUCAAUUCAGAUGAAGUUAAUGCGAUUUCUAAGCAGGCAUUUGAAUACCUGAAGCAGCACAAACAUUUACAAAGCCCUUCAUUGUCACAUCCUCAUGGCACAGUGAGUGAUGAUGAGAUGGGGCAGAAGUAUGAACAUAAUCGAUACUACUAUCCUGCACAGCAGGGUCUGCAUGGCUCCCCAGCCAUGCAUCGCUUUGCUCAUCCCAUGGAGCAAUAUGGCUCUCCUGAACCACACACUCUUCAUUUUGAUCCUGCUUUAAGACAGACGAAUAUUACUCCACCCAGUUACAUGUUAAGGGCCAAUGGUUAUGGACCACAAAGAGGUCCUAAGCCACCAGUUCUGACUGACUUGGAGGACCGAUACAUACCAGUCUAUUCUUAUUUAGUAAACCGAGGCUACAAAAUUCCUGAAUCUGACAAAAAUGCUUCUGGAAGCUCAGCAACAGGAACAAGCCAUCAUUCAGAUUUGAGAAUGGUUCAGACAGAUGAUUCCGAUUUCUCUGCAAAUUUGGAUAGUGGUGUUGAACUGAUGAAAAGAUGAAAUAUAAAUAUGAACAACAACAAAAAUGAGAAGUUGUAAAAUCACUUUAUGGACAGCUAAAUACACACACGCACACACUCACAUUCAUAUAUAUAUUCGAACUUUUGUAUAUAUUAUCCAAUCAUGCACAGGUGCCUUUAUUUUAUUUGCAUACAUAUCUUUGGACUAGUAUUGAACUAUCAAAUUUCUGUUGUAACAUCCACAUUCUUAUAAUCCUGAAGUAUAUAUAUAUAUAUAUAUAUAUAUAUAUAUAUAUAUAUAUAUAAUGUAAUAUUUUAAUGCUGAGGCUUCCUACCACCAUCACUUAGUUUACUCUGUGAAAUCAUAUUUUAUAUAUUGAGUGCCCUUUUCUCCCUUUUUGUUAAUUUACUUGUGUGUGUAUGUGUAUAAAU
Molecule: messenger RNA, 2328 nt
Organism: Octopus sinensis (East Asian common octopus)
Lineage: Eukaryota; Metazoa; Mollusca; Cephalopoda; Octopoda; Octopodidae
Exons: 6
Coding region: 134-1936 (600 amino acids)
Source: RefSeq, a predicted model, not a curated record